Molecule: messenger RNA, 1849 nt
Organism: Amphibalanus amphitrite
Lineage: Eukaryota; Metazoa; Arthropoda; Thecostraca; Balanomorpha; Balanidae
Product: G kinase-anchoring protein 1-like
Exons: 8
Coding region: 299-1393 (364 amino acids)
Biological process (GO): signal transduction
Cellular component (GO): Golgi apparatus
Source: RefSeq, a predicted model, not a curated record
AAAGUGUUGAGUUUGAAUAUCAGUUUUUGUGCCAAAAGAUAUGUUUUCAUCCAUUGCUGAUUGCCAAAACUUCGGUACACAAAGUAUCGCUGGUGGUGGUGUCGAGUUAUCGGCGCAUUACACAUGUCAUGGCGGAUAUUUCGAUGAGUUCGACGAUUAGAGGGAUUAAUGGCUUUGUUACUUUCAAUUUUUUCAAGUAUUAGCGAGAAUAAAGCUUUAUGUUGAGUGAGGGCUAUUUUCCAUCAUUGGACAGUUGCAGUGACAUAUUCAGAGUCGACCCACUCUAGCGUCCGUCGUCAUGGCAUCUGUGAUGGCCUCUCGGUUCUCCGUACUGAAGAUCGAGGAUGACUCCGACCAGGAGCGCGAGAAGGCCGCCCUCAAGAAGGCUGCUGAAGAAGAGAAGGCCAAGAAGAAGACCAACAAGAAAAAGAAGAAGAGCAAGCCGGCUGAGACAGCAGAUGCUGAGCUGCAAUCGAUGGCGUUCGGCCUGCCCAAGCCCAAGCAGCAGCCGAAGCAGCCGAAACAACAACAGCCGCCACAGCAGCAGCAGCAGCAGCAGUCCGGCUCCGAGUCGCCGAGGAAGGAGAGCGAGUCGGACAUGAGCGGCUGGGAGAAACGGGACCAGGCGUUGAUUGACGAGGCCUUCGAGCGGGACCUGCAGCAGGCCAUGCUGAUGUCCCGAGUCGACUACGAGAAGGCCGCUACUGAAACGUCACCAGAGGAGGCUGCCAACGGACACGAUGACUCCGCAACGGCGGCGGCCGGAGUCAGCAAAGCACGAGCCAAAAAGGCCAAGGCGAAAGUGUUCUCCAUCGAUCAGCUGCAGGCACUCUCGAAUUCGCAGGGUGACUCGAGAAGUCUGCAGCCCCCGCCGCCCCGACCGGCGGCAGCGGCAGCAGCGGGGGGCGACAACGGCGACUUCUUCGGUCAGGUGGAGCGGAAGGCAAAACAGGCGGCCACCAGAGAGAGGAUCCUGGAGACCAUACGACAGGACCUGCCCCCGUCUGUGACGGCGGCAGCGGCCGUGCCUGCCGAGCUCCAGGUACGACUGGCCACCGCCGAGUCCCAGGUAGAAGAGCUGACCGCGGAGCUGGAGAGGACCAAGGAUGAGCUGCGGCUGGCCAAAUCGCGCACCAAACGCGUGCUGAGUGUGCUCACACAGUCAGAAACCAAGGAGAAGGUGCAGCUGAUUGUCAGCCUGGAGAAGGCGCAGGCGGCGCGUGAUACCGCCGACCGCGAGCGGGCUGACAUGUCGGCCCAGGUGACCAGCCUGCUGGCACAGCUCGAGCAGGAGCGCAGCAAGGUGCACGCGCUCACCACGCAACUGAAACGGGCACAGGGUAACAAGCGUCGGGGUCAGAGUGAGAACGACGCGGCCGACGCCGUGGACUAGAUGGCGCCACCGUCGCCGUCUCGUCCUCCCAUCACGGGCACACAACUUCUCUUCGAGACUGUACAUAGUGACAAAAAAACGACACAGACUGCAUGACCGCCAUUCCCUCGGCUACGGUCGCCGAGGCGUGACGUGAUUGGUCGGUGGCGGCGCCUCGGAGGCUGUCAUUGGUCGAGAGCGCCGCUCCGGCCGUUGUCUGAGAUUUGAUUGGUGGAGCGCGCCGCCGGCUGCACGUGAUUGGCCGCGGGCGUCGCCCCGGCGGCGGUCCCGCGCGCUGAUUGGUGGACCGUAUCGUGACCCGUGUUGUGAUUGGUUGGAUGGGUGUUCGUUAGCCGGUGUAUGGUGCCGUGGAGCAAUCAGUGAUGUGCUUCCUUUCUGUUCAGAACUCGUUCUCCCAGCCUCCCAGCCAGGAGCGAUGUUGCCGUUUUCUUGCAAACAUAUUUUUAUAUCGACGCA